UUACUUAGUAUAGAACUUAAAUGAUUGACUAAACUUUUUAGAUUGGUAUUUACUGUAAUAAACUCUACUAAAAUGUACUCAAUACUGUGCUUGUGAACCUUACCGUAGUAAAUAUUUAACUUAAGGAUACCACAGUUUAUUUUAUAGUUAUCACUGCAGAAUACUGUCGCAUAUAUUAGCAAAGUGUAACAUUUGGCUAUACCACAAUAUAGGCUAUUACAGUUAAUUGAGUACUAUUCAUGUGGGGUAGUUACACAAUCUGUUUAUUUCACUAUUUGUAUUGUUCGUGAAUUAGUUUUUGAUCAUUUAUUUUCUUCUGCAUGAUCAAUAAUAAUUUGUCCCGACGCGCCACUUGCCGGUUGCGCGUGCGUGAGGAUGCGCGUGGGAAUAACCGCCAGCCAAUGCGGCUAUAAAUCAUGAGCGCGCGCGUAACCUCGCGCUCAUAUAUAGUUUGCCGUUUCUUGUUGCAUUUCUGGAUGUUUUGACAUUUAAACAGUAAAUGUUUAACUCUGUUGGAUCUUUCUAUUGGGCUGAAGAAGGUUUGCAGAAGCUCUUGGUGGAUUUUGACGGGUGAAAGAUGAUCUCUCCUAGGGAUUGUAUGUAUGCUGGAAAAAAACGAAGAAAACCUAUUCAGAAACAUAAACCAGAGAAAGUUGGAGAGAAAUCAAAUCCAUCUAAGAGACACCGUGACCGUCUGAACGCCGAACUGGAGCGGCUGGCAAAUCUGCUUCCCUUCAAUCCUGAUGUCAUUUCCAAACUGGACAAAUUGUCAGUGUUGAGACUCGGCGUGAGUUACCUGCGAGUGAAGAGCUUCUUUCAAGUGACCGAGAAAGACGAUCACAGUAGUGAUGCCUCAAAGCCGGACCACGGCAAGGAGAUUCUGUCCUAUGUGAUAGACAGUGACCUCCUUCUACAGUCUCUGACUGGAUUCGCAUUGAUCAUCGGUACAGAUGGGGUUAUCUUCUACGCAUCUUCUACUAUCGUUGAUUACCUGGGAUUUCAUCAGACAGACGUGAUGCACCAGAACUUCUUUGAUUAUAUCCAUGUGGAGGAACGUCAGGAGUUUUGGAGACAGCUGCACUGGUCCAUGAACCCCAGCCAGUCAGACCCUCAAACCACCGGAGACACGAUAGAUGAGGCUGCUGUGAUGGUUCAUCUGUUCAGCGCCCAGGCGACUGAUGGGGUUCGUCCUGACCUGUCACCCUUCCUCACACGCUGCUUCAUAGCCAGAGUACGCUGCCUGCUGGACAGCACAUCCGGCUUUCUGAGCCUGCAGUUUAAUGGCAGUCUGAAGUUCCUGAAGGGUCAGAAGAGAAACACAAACACUGGAGCUCUGCUGCCUCCUCAGCUCGCUCUGUUCUGUGUGGCGGUUCCUGUAGUUGUGUCCUCCAAUACAGAGCUCACAGUCAAGAGGAUGAUGAUGAUGAAGAGCAAACACAGAACAUCUACCAGCAGGUUCGGUGUUUCCCAUGGCUCAUCUGACAGCGCCUGGUCAAGCUCUUCAUGUCCUGAAAGUUCCAGAUCAGCCCUGGCCAAUAGGAUGGGAUUCAGAGGAGAUGCCAGUAAAACCCAAGAGCAACCUCUCAACUUCUGUGUUUCAUCUCUGGUCAGCUCUAGACUGCAGGAUGUUCCCUGGAAAGCCCACUGUCUUGUUGCUUCGUACCCAGGGUCCGGCAGUAUCUACCACACCCAUACUGGAAAAUUACAAACUGAUUGCGACACACGUAGGCUCAAUAGUUACAGUGAAGAGGAGAGUUACGGCAUUAAUGGAAAGAGUGAAAGAAGAAACUAUGUGCAAAAUGAAUGUUAUAACAACAUGAUUCUCCCCAAAGCAAUUAAAACUGAACAGGAUUCAGAUUCUGAAAAUGGUUGUAACAAACAUGGCAUGCAUUGGUUCCCUCAAUAUCCACAGAUAAAAACUGAAGCUGAAUAUUAUGACAACUACACCUCAUGUCAAAGGGGCAAAACCGCCAUUAACCCUCACCUCAAUGGACACCACAAGCAUCUCUACGCAGUAGUCGGCACACCUCUCAAGUGUGUACUGAACAAAAGCCUGAAGUGCUGUGACGUUUUAAGUGGCAGUCAGGAUGGAUAUGAGUUUGCAAAUUCCUCUGUGGAUCAUAAACGCUACAUGCAGGAUAUCCGCCUGGCUUAUGAGUUCAGGAGUCAGGGAAUGAAGCAGGAGAUCAAACAAGAAACUUUCGAACAUCCCAUUUGGUCUGACAGUUGUCAUGAUUUUAGUCAAGGCCACGUGCAAAGAAAUAUCACUACAAGCUACACCGUGAGCAACCCCAAAGCAAACCCAUAUGUUUACAUGCAGUGACUUAUAUGACCAACUGCAGCUGUUAGGAAAUAAAGUCUUUAUUAAAAAAGAUCUGACUGGUACAACAAUUAAAUGCAAAUGCUCAGGAUUUCUGCUAUUUUGAGACAAAGAAAAAUAAACUUUUUAUUUUUAAAAAAGUUUUACAUUUUGUAAUUUUCCAUUUGGAUAAUGUUGACCUCAAUGCAGAUUUGAACCUGGUUUUUGUGUGUUUUUUUUAUAAUUUGAAAAAGAUUAUAGUCACAAUUUGAAUUCAAAGUAUUCCUGUAGCUUAAUUGGUAGGUCAUUGUGUUAGCAUUGCAAUGGGUCAUGGGUUUGAUCCCAGAAGACACAUAAUAAAAAACAUAUUAAAAAGCACUGUAAGUUGUUUUAAAUUAAAGCAUGGAUCAAAUGUGACAAUGUAAAUUCAUCUCUUACAAAUAUAACCUACAGAGGUCAUAAACUUAGUAUACAUUUUUACAUUUUAACUAGGGCUGGGCAUAGACUAAUCUAGAUUAAUCUCAUACAAUAUAAAAGUAAUUUUUCACAUAAUAUGAGUUUGUGCUGUGUGUAAAUUUUAUAUUUAACCACACACACAUACAUAU
Messenger RNA from Misgurnus anguillicaudatus (oriental weatherfish), 2904 nucleotides. Lineage: Eukaryota; Metazoa; Chordata; Actinopteri; Cypriniformes; Cobitidae. The record is from RefSeq and is a predicted model, not a curated record.